Messenger RNA from Hyla sarda, 7316 nucleotides. Its product is annotated as transcription factor JunD-like. NCBI's taxonomy places the organism in Eukaryota, Metazoa, Chordata, Amphibia, Anura, Hylidae. Gene Ontology annotation, cellular component: transcription regulator complex. The transcript is spliced from 2 exons. Gene Ontology annotation, biological process: regulation of cell population proliferation; regulation of transcription by RNA polymerase II; regulation of cell cycle. Gene Ontology annotation, molecular function: DNA-binding transcription factor activity, RNA polymerase II-specific; RNA polymerase II cis-regulatory region sequence-specific DNA binding; transcription factor binding. Bases 509 to 1936 code for a protein of 475 amino acids. The record is from RefSeq and is a predicted model, not a curated record.
GGAUCCAGCAUCUAGCAGUAGGGAAGUGUUGGGUGUCAUGGUGUUAGCUCGGUGCAUUCGUUCCUCAGCUUCUUCUGUAUAGGGGUACGGAGAGCUAUACAGGAGGAGAAGGUGGCAUGAGGAGUUGGCACUGCGCCUGUCUGCAUCCAUACAAGACGUGCACUUAUCCCCUAGCGUCUGGGGAUCCAGUGCUUUCAGUUUCAACGGACACAGAGGCAGGAGCAGCAGCAAACACAUCAUCUCUUCCCCCUGACUGCAGGGUUAUUCCUCAUAAGACAAGUAUUACUCCCUGGAGUUUUUCUUUUGUUUCCACCGCUUUCUGCUCACACUACAAAAUAAUUGAUUAUAUUCCAUUCCUGGAUUUUGAGUGAAAGUUUGUGCCGGAAUAGUUACAUCUUAAGGAUUAAUCUAGAAAUUUCACAGUGUUCAUACAUACAUACAGAAAUAUAUAUAUAUAUAUAUAUAUAUAUAUAUAUAUAUAGUCUCCUAUUUAUUAGGAAGUUAAAGAAUGAUGAUGACCAGCGCCACCACUGACCAUGUGAAAAUGGAGCCUCCCUUUUAUCAUGAGGAUACUCUGAAUUUGCAGGAUUUUGCACAGAUCUCAGGAUACAGUGCUGGCACUACUGGAAGCACCACAGGUCCUCAUCAAGCUAGUGGGGGAGAUAGUGGAGUCAGGUACACUCCAGAACAUAAAAUGAUGAGUGCCAACAUUAUAAUUCAGGGGGGCAGCCUAAAAAAGAAAAGCUUGACCCCUGUUCCAUCUGUUUCAGUUACAGCAGCUGUCAUUCCUGUUGGAUUCUCUGAAGUUAUUACUCAUGGAAGUGAUGCACUGAAGUUGAUUCAAGGUGUGGGCAGUGGACUUGGUGAAUCUUCAGGAGGUGGCCAUGAUAUUGUGGUUGGAAAUGACCUUAAUCCAGUGCCAGUUACAGUAGAUGGAGGUGCCAUAGUGGUGGCUGCUGGAAACACUACCGCAAGCAGUAGCAACAAUGGCAGCACCCCAUCAGAUGUCUCUCUUCUUCCUUCUGCUUCAGCUGCUGCUCUGAAUCUUCUUAAACUUUCUCCUCCUGAACUAGAGCAUCUCCUAAUACAGGCUGCCAAUCCUGGUCUUUCAGCCACAUCCAGCAGUAAUCCCAAUCCUGCUCCAGUGGUCCCCCCACAGCAGGGUACACCAGUACCUGCAACCACAGUCCCACAUCCAUUCCUGUACCGCAACCAACAAGUUAUCACUCAAGAGCAGGAAGGAUUUGCAGAUGGCUUUGUAAAAGCUUUAGCAGAUCUACAUAAACAGAAUCAGUUAUUGGGGGCACCUAUUUCACCAUCAGCUCUUGCUACAGGCUCUCCCUCUUAUCCUACUCGCUCACUGCAUCCAGCUGGAGAAGUACCUGUCUACACUAAUCUCAGCAGCUUUAACCCAGUAGCUGCUGCUUCCCAACUGAGUCCAACUCUUCCUCAGCCUCCACCUCCAGCUACUUAUGCUGGUAAUUCUGCCAGUACUACACCAGCUGUACAGUUACAUUUCCCAGGGCUAAAUCGGCUACAUACAGUAAGGGGUCCACUAGAUGAACCACAAACUGUGCCUGAUGUGUCCCAGUCUAGUGCUACAGCAGGUAGUGCAGGGGAUACAAGCACACCCCCUUCUCUUUCUCCAAUUGAUCUAGAGACACAGGAGAGAAUCAAAGCAGAGAGGAAAAGACUAAGAAACCGAAUUGCUGCCUCAAAGUGCCGUAAAAGGAAGUUGGAGCGAAUUGCACGCUUAGAAGAGAAGGUAAAAGUGCUCAAGUCUCAGAACUCUGACCUGGCAUCCACUGCCAGUCUCCUGCGAGAGCAAGUAUCUCAGCUGAAACAUAAAGUUAUGAGUCAUGUUACUAGUGGCUGUCAAAUAGCUGUGGCCAAAUCUUCACCAGGGUCUAAGACAGGAGAUGCCUCUACUUGUUGAAAAGUUAAAAGAAGACAACUAUUUAUAGUUAUAUGAAAAGCAACAAAUGACUCCCACAGAGUUGAGACCGCGGAGAUAGCCUCCUCAGAAGUGGGUUGCAACAUUUACUUAAUUUGGCUGUCUUGCCUUUUUUAUUUUCCUAUUUUUUUUCCUCUGAGGCAAGCUGUUUGUUUAAAAUGUAGAGACCAAUAAGUAAAAAUAUAACGUGCUCAUGGAGUAGUAGAAUAGCACACACACAGAACGUGCAGAUAUGCCAAAAAGACAAGCUGUUGUCAGUCAUACUCUUGUCGGGAACUGGUGAGACAUGUUCAGCCAUUCUAACAUGCGGUAAAGCAGCUUGAUUGUUCACACAGCAUUGCAUUAUGUGAGGGGAAGGAACUCUACAAUACUGUUUGUUACAAGCAGCAAAUAAUCUGCAAGGAUUAUAAUUAUUUUUUCAAGACCAUAGGGUGACAUUGAGCCUCUGCGAAUGAGCUUAUACAAUCUCUCCCUCCACCCAGCCUUUAUUUAACUCGCUGGACCUGUUUGGAUUUGUUGCUCCACAAACAGAAUAACUGCAUUCUGUACAACGUAAAAAGGGAUAAAGGAGCCUAUCAAUGUGGAUAGCAAAGGGCAAUCACAUACAGAUGUUAAGGAACAACAUUUGGCAUGUUUACUUAGGGUCUGGGAUCAUUUAGAAACUUACAUGUAAAUAGAAAUACUUCUUACAUUUUAUUUUACUAUCUAGUGCCAAAGUUUUUAUUGUGGAUCAAAUGAAUUUCCCUAUCCCCUUCACAGGCAGGUAUUUUAGAAAGUGGCAGAUUAUAUCUAAUACUGACAGAUAUGGAAUAUUACUUUUUGCUGCCAAGCAUUUAUGGUUAAAAAAUACUCCCCAUCCAACACACUCCAAAAGAAACCCUUUAGUUGUUUCUGUAAACUUGGAGUAAUACUCAUUUCUCUGUAGGACUCUUCUGUAAUGCUUGGAUUUAUCAGCUAUUGUUUUGAAUGCUUUAAAUUUACAAUGUUACAAAAAUGUACAAAGUAAAGUGAUUCAGGGAGUUUGCCGAUAUGUCAUUGCUGAGAGGAUAGCAGACCUGGGGCUGUGCUACUCAGUAAAUGAACUCAAGCAUCCUUAAAGGGGUACUCUGACCCUAAUACAUCUUAUAUCUGAUCUAAUAUACUGUAUAUAUCUAAUACAUCUGAUCCCCGCAAUCUGUCAUUCACCACCCAAUUUUGGAUAGGGGAUAAGAUGUAUUAGGGCCGGAAUACCCCUUUAAGGUCAUAGAUAACAUAUCUGCAAAAACAAGUUUUUGUUGAGAAUAGCGUAUGUUAUUGAGGUUAACACAAGCUAUAAAGAGCUAGAGGGAAACAGAUGAUUCAAUUCUGCCAUGUGUUCAGGCAGCACAAUCGUCUAAGUAAAUGUUCUUUUUAUCCGCAUUUAUCUGCCGAAGCUAUUUAAAGGACGCUCACAAAUUUUGAGACAAUACUUUCUAGAUAUUCUAAGUAUUUAAAGUCCUGUAACAGUAGAUGGCAAUGAAGUGCUUAGACUGAGAAAUAGAUUUUAUUUAUUGUACUCGGUCUGAAGCAAGACUUUAAAUAUUAUGUAUUACAUUUUUGGGGUAUUGCACUAAGGUCUAAAUGUAUUUUUGUAUACUAAAGUGAUGUGUUUAAAUUACAAGCAAAUUAUUUAAUAUUUAAUUUUGGAAAAGCAGGGACCAUGUUGCUUUCUUAUCUACUUGUAAAGUAUGUUUAUAAAACAUUGAAAGCUAUUGGCCCUGAUAUCAAAACUCUAUUUUUUAAGUACAGAAAAGCUUUGUGUACCAGUAAAGGUUUACUUUUAAAACAUAUGCAGAUACAUCUCUGAUAUUGAUCUAUAGCACUUGUGCUAUUUAUAUGUGACUAUAAGCUAAGUUAUAUUUUUGUUUAACUUGGCCCUUUGGCUCAGGAUCCAAAACAAGGCCCUUUAAACUUUUUGUUGGGUACUUUUGUCUACAGGUAGGAAUACAUAUGGCUUAAAAACAUCAUUAUAGAAAUCAAGGAAAUACAUUUAUUCCAGGCAUAUUAUUUGAAUCCUGACCACAAAGGGUUAAGAUGAUGUAUGAUUGACUAAGCUUCUAUCUGCAUUAUAUUUAAACAUCCAUGACAAAUAUCAGACUUUUUUAUGGUAUAUAUUUAUUUUCUGAAUAUAAAUGUCAUUGUAUUUUUGCUAGAAUAUGAAAUGUGUAUAUUAAAAGCUAUCUGGUCAUUGCACAUUGUAUUCAAUUUGCAAUUUAGACAUGGAUGUUCAUAGAAUGAGAGGGAGAAAUCUUUUUUUCACGUUGGGUUUAUUUUCCCUCCAUACUGUGAGCAUUGAUAUUUUAUUUAUUUAUUGAAACUUGAAGUUUUUCGUGUUUUAAGACUUCUAUUUUUGUAAGAAGCUGUUCUAAAGAGGCUGGUUUGUGAGUAACAAUACCGAUCUAUGCCUCUUCUUUCUCUUUUGUAAAGUGUACAUUCCAGCUCUGCACAAUGUAUGUGAUUGUUUUUUUUAAUCACAUGUCAGUGCUCUAAAAAGUGACAAGUUAAGGGCUCCUAACUUUUUGGGAUUAUGUUUUCUAGUAUGUUUAUUGAAAAGGUUAAGUACUUAAUUUUAGAAGUGAGAUGACAUUGAUGCAGUCACCAAGAACUUGUCAGUUAACACUUUUUCAAUGCUUUUUCUUUUUUCCUCUAUUGAGAUAGAAUUGUGGGAGUUUUAGUUGUGAAGUUUUUACUAUGCUACACAAACAAAGGGAAGUUAGACAUGCUUUGACUACUUUCUUGGGGCAUCGGCUUAUGGAGCAAAAGUGUCCUGAAAGAAAACUUUGUGUAUUUAAUGCUAUGUGUACUAUGGAAAUAUGCUGCAGUGGUUUGAUAUUUUUCCAUACCAUCAUUUCCACAUAACCUCUCCUAAUGUUUACUUAUAGUGCAAUUAUUAUUGUGUCUUUAGAAAACUUGGUGAGUUAAAGCUCUGUUCUAAUGUAGUAGCUGUGAGCAAUGAUUUGGCCCUUUGUGUUGUACUAAAGAUAAGUACUUGGGCUUGUACAUUGAACCCCAACGCUUUUUUUGGAGUAUCAAAAUUCAUUAGGUUUUUGUGUAAUGCUGUUUAUUUUUUCUAGUAACUGUUGUGGAUAUUGUAAGAUUACUUAUAACAAUGUACAACCUGUCAUUGUCAGGGCAUUUUCUUGUAUGAUCAUUUUUUAAGGUGAUAUGAAGUGUCAAUGUUGUAGCCCUGAUUCUCAAAAGCCUGAAAAAGACAGCUAUAACAGGAACAGAUUUGUUUUAAGACAUACGUCUUUACAGCUAUCCACAUGCUUUGCCAAUUCCUUUUAAGGGAUUUUUCAAUGACAGAUUUUCAUGACAUGUCAUUAAUACACAACAAAAAGGGUCAUUGCUGGGGGUCUGGCAGCAGAGACUUGCAAGGCGUAUGAGAUGAGGGGGUUGCCAUUCCAUUUUUGGAGGUUGGCUUGUAUGUCUUAGAUGACAAAUCAUAAUAUUCUGUCAUUAGAAAAGCUUUUAAACUGAGACAUAUACGCAGCACUUAACUAGAAUGUGCACAUUAACACUAUGAUGUCCAUAAUGUACAAAAUAGUCAGAUUUCUCAAAUAUAGACAGGAAGACAUACAAUGAUAUUAUGUUAUCACUCUAAACCUAAAAGGGUAUUCUGCUUUUAGCAAAAAAAUUAAAUAAAAUGCAUAUUAACUGUACAGCAAAAAUACACUCCAUCAUAUUUUGUGUAUAGAUUCUGCAUUGUUUCCAAAAUAUCUGCUUGUAGUCAAAUAUCAGUCCUGCUCAGGUGAUGCUUACAUAGGUGCACAGCGUACAAGAGGAAGCUCUGAUGCAUUAUACUUUAACAAGUCAAGCACCUGUGUUAUCACUAGACUACAGAAGGUUUAUUUUCCUCUCCGAGGACUAGCUUUAGUAGUUUCUUUGCUGCCCUAUAUUAGUUUCUAAGAUGUAGGAUGAUAAAAUACCUAACAUGAGGAAGAGCAAAGAAUAAAGACAUGUUUAGACUGCUAUUUCAUAGCACAAUUAUGGGAGAAAAUAUAGUUAUCAAUGUUUAAGAAAUUUGUACAGUGGCCUUAUACAUAAUAAACUUUUUCACAUACCUACUUAACACUCCACACCCACUGAUAAGCAGGUCCCUUAUUCCUCUAAAUAAUUUGUUCUAGAGUGGUUUUAGAUAAGAAAAAUGCAAGCACAACAAUAUUGACUACACUUCCUAUCCACCCACCCACAGAAAAAAUAGACUACUGCAAUGUACCAUAUCAGAAAAUACUAGUGCAUUAUAUAAGCUAUUAGAUGAUAAAUGUUGUUUGAAUGUUCACUCUCUGGCACUCCACUUCUGUGGAGUGUGGCAUCGUGAAGACUUCAUUUGUAUUGGUGGUUCACUGAUCACUAGAAUGAUGUCUAUAAAUGAGGCAAGAUUCAUAAAUUUUUUUUCCUCUUAGGGUAGGGCCACAUGUGUUGUAUUUUGUUGCAUAUUUGCUGCUGCAUAUUUAUCCAUUGAAGUCAAGGGGUAGCAAAAUCAGCUGCAGAAAAUGCAUAGCAAAAUAUGGCACAUGUGACCCUACCCUUAAAGUGUUGCACAUAUAUGUAGUGAUUUGUCAAAGCAAAGGUCAUGCAAAUGUUAUACAUAACAUUCUGUACUAGGGUAGGGUCAAACGUAGCGCAUGCGCAUUGGAUAUGGCGCUGAGGAUAUGCUACUGACCAUCCCUAGAGUGUGCCUCCUGCUGUGCCCUGCUUUGUCUGCUUGUAGUAAUCUGUGAGUCGAGUGCAUGUGCAGUGUGCUCACAGACAUCGUGGCCACUCUUGACCUAGCUCAGACGAGGGAGGGGAUGCAAUGUCUGUGAGUACACUGCGCAUGUGCGCUUGACUCACAGAUCACUGUGUGUCUUCUCGUAGGGGUGGAUUGUUGCUAUGAGCAGACAAAGCAGGACACAUGGGCAUAGCAGGAGGCACACUCUAGGGAAAGUUAGUAGCGCAUCUGCUGCGUAAAAUAUGCUGCGCAUGCACUAUGUGUGACCAUGCAGUCACCAUUGUAUUGCUAUUAGGGUAUAAAAGCAAACUGUAUCUUCCCUGGAGCUGAUGGUGGUUCAUAAUAUUAUAAAACCCCUUUUUUUAUAAGGAGCUAGUAUAGAAAAGGGAGGAAAAAAAGCAACAAGAGGUGGGCCCCUAGUGAGGAACGUUUAUCAGUUGAAUCAGAGGAGAAACAAAGAUGGGUUCUUACCCCUAGGUGUUGCGCUCAGAUCACAACACCUACAGUAGCGUCUGGAGAGAAAGAAAGGCGGGACCGCUGCCACGAGGAACUUCCCGGGGCGAUGUCAGUCUAUCCGGUGGAAGUGCAACAAAGAAGUUUAGGAAAUAGGUUCCUCAAAUGAAGGCGCUG